This is a messenger RNA of Acaulospora morrowiae, 616 nucleotides long. The record is from the annotation of a GenBank genome assembly. NCBI's taxonomy places the organism in Eukaryota, Fungi, Glomeromycota, Glomeromycetes, Diversisporales, Acaulosporaceae.
AAAGUCAUCAUCAAGCGUUUCAUCAGCAAAUAAAUAUAAAAUUUUGCAAAGAAUAAGUGAUGGAAUAGAAUAUUUGCAACGAAACAUCGAAAAUAAAUCAUUGUCAGUCUUUUCGCCGGAGAUUGAAAGUCGAUUAAAUGAUCAAGAUCGCGAAUAUCAAAUUUUGCAAAAGAUUAAUGAUGAAAUUAGACAUUUGCAACGAAUUAUUAUUUCCCAGAAAAGCAGCGAAUUCCAAGAACUAUUAAAUUACUGGAACAAUGAACACAAAACUUUACAAACAAUUGGUGAUAGAAUUAAAACUUUGCAGAGAACUAUUGAAGAUAAGUUAACGGAUUUUCCAGAAAACAGCAGAAUUCAAAAACAACUAUAUGAUAAAAUCGAAAGCCUGUCAAAUUACAAAAAUCGUGAUUACGAGAUUUUACAAAAAAUUGACGAAAUUAAAGGUAUUAAUCAGUUAAGAUAUUUAAAAAGCAUUGAAGGUAUUUUACAUGAAAAUUUUGACAUGUUAAAACGUAUUCUUACGCCUCAAAUGUCAAAAUUUGAAGAAUCAGAAAAAUGGAAAGAAAGAUACAAUCAAGCAAUUAGUUUAUUAGGCAGCGAAUUGAAAUUUACAUAA